Molecule: messenger RNA, 2531 nt
Organism: Drosophila mauritiana
Lineage: Eukaryota; Metazoa; Arthropoda; Insecta; Diptera; Drosophilidae
Gene: t-Grip84
Product: gamma-tubulin complex component 2 homolog
Exons: 2
Coding region: 201-2381 (726 amino acids)
Biological process (GO): spindle assembly; cytoplasmic microtubule organization; meiotic cell cycle
Cellular component (GO): spindle pole; equatorial microtubule organizing center; gamma-tubulin small complex
Molecular function (GO): microtubule minus-end binding; gamma-tubulin binding
Source: RefSeq, a predicted model, not a curated record
GCGGAUAUCACCGAAAGUAACCACCUUUCACAAAUGGCUGGAAUUAAGUUUGAUAAUAAGCAGAAAUGGAAAUCAGAACUAGCAAACGUUAGUUCAACCUAUCCAACAUACCUUAGUAAUUAUUGGCAUUUAAAGGCAACACCUAAAUAAUUUUAAGCUUCGAAAUUGAGCUCUGUUCUUGAUAUAUUUUCUAAUUCACCAUGAACUCCGACCAAUCGGAGAGUGACUUUGCGAGCAAGGUGCGCUUCCACCUCAGCAAGGACGAGUUGGAGCGGCAAAUGAGGAAAAUUCAUGACCAUGAGGAAUCCAAAGACGGAAAAAUGCGUCCAUCAGGAAGCGAAAACAGUGGUCAUAAUUGCAACGCGAGCUCGUCCACUAGUCUGCCACGGCUGGAGUCGUGGAUCUUCGAGAGCGUUGGGGGUUACUAUCUCGCCAACGAAAAUUUGGCCAAGAUGAGUUUGCCUCGUCAGGAACAGUUGCUAAUGAGGGAUCUAAUCUAUGCCUUCUCGGGUGUUCCCUCUGCAUAUGUAAGGCCUGAUAUUCAGAUCGAUCAGAUUUCCGAAAUGUCUUCAGUGGAUAUAGCCAAGGUUCGAUUCCGAUUGAAAAAGACCUUCACCGGUCCUUUUAGGGCUUUGGCCCAUGAAAUAUUGCCCCUGAUAGGUUACUAUAUUAGUGUACAAAGCUAUAUAGAGGAGACCAAUAUGUCGCCUAACUGCGGAAGAACACGACUGACCUUAGCCACUGCCUUAAGUGAUCAACUGGAGGACUAUUAUGAUCUACAGUCCAAAUUGGAAACGGAUUUGCAGGACAACAAGUUGGAUCUUAAGGAACUGGUGCGACAGGUGCGUCCUUGGUUGCCUAUUUUGAAGACUUUUUCCAACAUGACCUGCAGUGCCCGUGGUAAUCUGACCAGCGCCCAGGUACUAACAUUGCUGGACCAGUUCUACCGGGAUCUGAAGGACACUGAUGUGGAUCUAAAGGAGCGAGUGAACAAAAUUUUGACUUUAACUAGUCGCGUUUACAUGAAAAUCGCUCAGCUGUGGAUGCAAAAGGGCGUUCUAUUCGAUACGCAGCAUGAGUUUUUUGUGGAGGACACAGAGCCCUCGAGUACAAUGAGCAGUACUCUAUUGGCGCCGGAGAAAUGUUGCCACGCCUACUGGGCGGAACGGUACCGCCUUUUGCCAGACCGUUUGCCCGGCUUCUUGCUUUCCCAGGCGGAUGAAAUUUUUCUGGCCGGGAAGUAUCUAAACAUUUUGAGACAGUGCAAUGUUUCAUUAAAGCUGCUACAGCGGCCACUAUCUUAUAAUCAAGACGCUUUGGGGCAUGAGGAGAUCAUUAAAACGAGCUAUGAGUUGCCAGCACAGAAGUUUCUCAAGGUUUUGGUGGAGGAGCACAAUUUGCCUUUCCACAUUCGCAAUUUGAAGUCCUAUUUCCUGCUGCAGGAGGAAGGCUUCUCCGAGACUUUUCUGCACAAAUGCCAGGAGUACCUGAAGUACAAUGUGGACAGGUUGAUACCCGAGAAGCUCCAGACCCUUCUAGCAGAGACCCUGCAAAAGUCCAAUGACUACAUCAAGGAUAAUGUUCGCUGUCAGCUUAAGAAUUGCGAUGUAGCCACACAAUUGGGUAGGCAACAUAAAGCCAAGAGAGCUGAAGAAAAUGAAGAAGAGGAAAAGGAGAGCUGCAGCGAGCAGGAUCCUCCGGAGGCCCUGAAUCUCUACGGCUACGAGGCAUUAGCUCUUGGCUAUGAAACGAAAUGGCCACUAAGCUAUAUUAUCUACCCGGAGCUUCUAGAGCAAUUGCAGAUGUUGCAGCGUGUCCUGUUUUUUUUGCACUAUGUGAAACAUCAUUUGACAGUCCUUUGGCAAAGUCCUUCUGAAGGUAGGGGUCUCCAGCUCACCAAUCGAUCUGGAAAACUCCGCCACCGUAUGCUAAUGUGUAUGCUAAGUCUGGAAAACCACAUCAUGCAGGACAUCACCGAACCCCGAUGGCAAUCGUUGACCUUAACGGUGGACAAGGCCAAAUGUAUCGACGAGGUACUCAACAAAUUGGAGAGCACCGUAGAAGAAUGCCUGCGGCUGGGGCUGCUACCCACUGCCAACACCUUUGUGAAAUCUCUAUACACACUCGGUCAUGUGUGUCUCAACUUUAGUGACUUUGUGGAAUCCUCGAUAGGAGAAAAAAGUAUCAAAGAUCUCGAGCAGGAAGUGAUCGAGUACGAAGAGGAAUUCAACAGCUUUUUGUCCAGCAUUUUGGAGUUGGUUAGCCAGUUGGCUAAGACGAAAGACUGUGCAGAACGGGACUCCUGCAAACGAUUGCUCAAACGACUUGGGGAGUUCAUCGAGUUCUCCGAUUCGGAUAAGGCUGACGUUUCCACUAUUUAAUGAAGGGAUUUAAAACGUGUCCAACAGCUUCGCCAAAUCACCCGUGCUCUUUACUCUCCAUGCCCAUUAAACCAUAAUUAAUUUAGUCCUGUGUUUACUUAACUAUAUUAUAAGAGCGCUCUUGCUAAAUAAAAUUAACUCUUUCAUUUA